GCAGAGGAUCACUCUCUGUCAUGCAGCCUAAACACAUGGCUCUGCACUGUAAACACACAAACACACACGCACACACACUGAGCUGCAGUGGAGGGGGGCAGAUUGAGACCCCUGUUUGUGUCUGAACAGUGCGUAAAGUUAUGUGUGUUUGAAUUCAGAGGGGUUGAGGAAGAGGAGUAGGAGGAGGAGGAGAGAGGGAGGAGGAAGAGGAGAGGAGGUCUGUCGACUGCAGGAUUCCAUCACUCUUAGCAACCAUUACUGAGUUACCACGGAAACGCUCUGCGAUGUUCUCUGCUUCUCCUUUGUCCCCCCCCUCCUCUCUCUCUCUCUCUUCGUCUCUUUCUCUCGUUCUCUCUCUCUCUCUGUGUCCCGUCUUCGCUGGUCGACUUCCUCCUUGCGUUGUUGCUACGGCGAUGCUCUGGGACAUUCAGCUGGAUCACUCUGCAGCCGCAGCAUCGGAGCGCAGAGCUGGACUGUUUGCAGCUGCAGGAAGUCAUCAGCUGAUCACCGCAGCUUCAUGCCACUGCAGAAACACGCCGUCCAUCCUCUCUGGCUUUUUAACUUUUUAAUCCACAACUACACUCCAUCCUGUGACCUUUAACCCUUACAUUCUCUCACACAUCAGCCUCUUCAGAUUGGUCAGGCUGUCCGGUGACAUCACAGGAAGUUGGAUGAAGUUCUGUCGAACACAAUCGCUCUCCAUGUUUUUACAGCUCCGUCAGGCUGAGAUUCGAGCACACUCUGCUCUGUGAACACUUCUACAAACGCCAGACCAACCCCACCUCCUCCACUGCUGAGAUGAACGAGGAGACGGAGGAGUCGCAGCUAUCUGAGGAGGUGCUGGAGGCUGAGGAUCAACAGGAGGAGGAGCAGGAGGAGGAGAAGUCAGUGCAGGAUCAAGAGGAGGAAGAAGUGCUUCAGAAAGAAGAAGAGGAAGAAGAAGAGGAUGAAGAAGUAGAGCAGGAGGAGGGGAUGCAACAGGAGGAGGAGGCGCAACUUAAGGAAGAAGUGCUUCAAAGCGGACAGGAGGAGACUGACUGUGAGGGGGUGCGGAAGAAGGAGGAGGUGGUGCAACAAGAGGAGGAGGAGCAGGAGAAGGACAUGCAACUUUUAGAGGAGCAACAGGAGAAGACUGAGUCUGAGCAAGGAGAGGAAGAGGAGAUGCAGAAGGAGGAGGAGGAGGUGAAGGAGCCUGAGGAGCUCUUGCAGCAACAGGACGAAGAACAGGAGGAGGCGCAGCAGUUUGAGGAGCUCCUCCAGGCUGAGGAGGAGGAGCUGCAGCAGAAGGAGGAGGUGCAGAUUGUUGAGAUGUCACAGACUGAGGUGCAGCAGACCGAGGAGGGGGUGCAGAUCGAGAAAGGGGUGCAGGACUUAGAGGACGGUCUGGAGCAGAACCACAACCAGCAGGUCUUGAUCCGCCUCAGAGGGAUGUGAGUAAACCUGCUCGGCUAUCAGACGCUGAUGAUGUCACGGUGGUGGUUAUGAUGUCAUGGCGAUGGUGAUGAUGUAAAAUGAUAACAGGGGUUGAUUGUGUUGUUAGUGGGGAGACAACCUCGGCAUCAGUGUGGUCGCCUGGUUGCUGUGGUGAUGCUUCCAUGAGGCGAGGACGGAUGGAGGGAAGACGGAUGACAGAGAGAAUGAGUGAGAAACUGUGGGCGUGCGACAUCUCUGAACAUAGGAGAGAGAGAGGGGGGUGUUUCUGAAGUCUGUCAGUCAGAUAUUUUUGGGCGCUAACAAGCUAACGCCUCAGCGGGAAACAUCAGAAGCACAUCUGUCUGUCUUUUUGAGGACACGGCUGCAGAUGUAGAACAGCCUUCCCUCCCUUUUUUUUUUUUUGUCCCCCAUAGUUGCUAUGGUGAUGGCGGAGCGUUGCGAUGCAGCAAACUCUCUGCAAAGAUAAAGACGGAUCAGGAACGAGAGAGGAGGGGGUGAGGCAGGGCAUGAAAUGAUGUUUACACGCUAACUACACGCAGCCUCAACACUGCACAAUGAGAACAUACAUGAUCUCAGAGGCGUCUGUGCAGAACUUGUGAAGAAAUUAAAGGAACAGUCCAACAUUUUAGGAUCAUGCGUCUAUCUUGAAUGUGUUAAUUUAAAGUGAAAUCAGAGUUGGAAACUGUCAGAUUAUCUGGUUGUAAAGUUCUCUCUUUAAUUUUGGGGUGUGAAAGAUUUCUGUCUGAAACAAUUUUAGACUGACUGUGCAUGAAGAUGAAUGUCAUAUCUCUACCACCAGCCAUUGAACAAAAGUGAAGCCAAACAAUGAGACCAACUGGAGGCAGAGUCCAACCUGGACCUUCUGAGUGAAUUCUUCAAAAUAAAUAUCAAGUCUGCUCCACUUUGGUCAAAUGGAUAACUUCUUUCAUGCAUUUAGAUAUUUUUGGUAGUAUAGCUCUGUUCUGAAAACUUCCUGCCUUUCUGCAUAUGUAAUGCCUGAGGCAGGGAGAACACCCUUUUGUUUCACGUGCAAACAUGAUGAACAAAGACAAACAGAUUGCAGCAAAAGCCUCCAGGGUGUAGAACAGAGCAGCAUCAGCGGUACUGGUAAAAUCAGUCUAAAUAUAAAUGGGAGGAGCACGGUCUGGAGGCAGGGAGAGCAUCAGCAAAGCCCUAUGGUAAUAAACAGAGCAGCAUCGGUGACAAGACAUAUGGUACAUACCUCUCUCGUUAAAUUAUAGAAAGGUGGAUCUGGGGUGGAGGAAGGGAGAGCAGCAGCAAACAUUACAGAAAGGCAGAGCUGGGGUGGAGGAAGGUAGAGCGGCAGCAAAAGUCGUUUGGGAUGGAACAGAGCAGAGGUGUAUCAGUGGCAAUACAUAUAGUAACUCUUGUAAAAUUGUACAAAUAUAGAAAAAAAAGAUAGGAUGGAGGAAGGGAGAGCAUCAGCAAAGCCCUUUGGUAAUAAACAGAGCAGCAUCUGUGACAAGACAUAUUGUACAUCCCUCUAUCGUACAAUUAUAGAAAGACAGAGCUGAGGUGGAGGAUGGGAGAGCAGCAGCAAACAUUACAGAAAGGCAGAGCUGGGGUGGAGGAUGGUAGAGCACUAGCAAAAUUCCUUUGGGACAGAACAGAGCAGAGCCAUAUCAGUGGCAAUACAUUCAGUAACUCCUGUAAAAUUGUACAAAUAUAGAAAAGAGAGGAUAGGGUGGAGGCAGGGAGAGCAUCAGCAAAGACCCUCUAAGGUACAAAAAAGAAGAGUAGAAGAAAUAAGAAGAAAAUGGGGAGCUGAGGUGGAGGCAGGUUGCACAACAUACAGUCUACAAGUUGCUCUUCUAAGGGUCAUAAAGGUGAAAACUGCUUCCACUUCCCCUGCCUUGCUGGUCAUAUUAUGCGACCAAUAGAACCAAAAACUGCAAAAUGGGAUUAACCCAAACAUGUCAAAGUAAAAACAUUUUGGAACAAAUCUAACUGCGUCCUCUGGCUGCAACUCGUCGUGAUGGUAUAUUUUUAGAUCUACACUGCGGAAAUGUUCCUUUCUUUCAGGCGUUGUUGUGUUGUAUUUAGUUGGAAAGGAAUCAUAACCCAUUAAGCAUUAAAUGUCAACACAGACAAAAAGAUGACGCAGGGAUAUUUUCACUCUUUUUUUAAUGUUUUAAACUGCCCAUCUCUUGGGGCUAAGCAAAGAGGCUUUAUUCAACAUGACAAAUCUGUCUCAGUCCAAAAAUACAAGGACUGGAGUGUCUACAUACUUUUGUCCGUGAAGUUACUCUCCCUGCAGGAGAACUCAGACAUUAAACUGUGGGAUUCCUCUUUUGGAGGUGUUGUGUGGAGGCUGAAUGUGUGAUCAGCGGUCUGUUUUAGACUCAGAGGAACAAACGGUGAAGAUCGCUGCUCUUUCUUCGGAGGGGAUCUGUCUGUUGUGUUUGCAAGUUCCAUAUUUGAAGAAACACAGAUGGGCACUUGAGUUGUUAAAUCUCAAACGCGUUGCAUUCAAUCUAAAGAAAUUAUCCCUGAAACACUUAGAGCUUCCACCCAGGUGUGUGCCUGCAGGAGUCUAGGUGACUCUGCUGUUGUAAUACAUGAAGAGUGCUUUGACCUCAGCUCCCCUUGACUCGAAUAAAAUCAGAGUCAGUUUGUCACUACAGUGGUAAACCUCUGUGUUUACGAGCCUGUAAAGGGGGAAACCUGCAGCUGGUCUCACAUCUGCAGGAAAAGACAGAAAACACAGCUGGUGCAGAGUGGGGUUUGAUGUGGACAUCCUAUCAGGACGUCUGCGAGGGCAAGAAGCUCCUUAGAGCAGCUGGACUGACAGUGAAAGCUUAUUUUUCUGACACUUUUCUCAGCUUACUGCUGUCAACCAAUUAGUUCAUUUCUGCCGGAGGUCUCAGCCUGACAGAGAGACUUUUUUUUUUCUCCUUUUGAUUCUGUCACUGAGUUUUUGCUCAUUGGUGGAUGAAAUUAGGUCUUUGUUAGAGACAUUAGAGACAUUUCAGUCCUGCUCUCUACAAGAACAGUUUGUUUUAACUUUAUACAGAGAUUCUGGAUCAUGCAAAUGAGAAACUGAUGAAACUCUGCACCAAUUGGCUAUUGUCUCACUGCGAUCAAACCUGUGGGAGUGGCGGCUAACCUUUCGAGGGGUUUCUGCUGCAGCCAAAGAUAAUCAGCAACAACAUCUGAUGAAGACUUUCUUUGGUGCAUUGCAUUUAUUCACAGCCUUACUGAGAAGUGAGAGUGGGUUAUUUGCUGCACCUGCAUGUAGGUACCCAUUUUGAAAGAUUUAUGAAAGGUAGAUGGUAGAUCCGGUUUCUGUAUUUCUGUGCAGAUCUCAUAAAAAGAGACAAGAGUUUUAUUGAUUUAAAACCCAAAUUUCUGAUCUUUCUUUGUUUUGCCGCCAGGAGCCAGAAAAGGGGAGAGGAGAGAGGGGUUAUUGAAAAUGUCAAUAUGUUCUUUCUGGUGCAGUGUGUUCAGUAAUUACACCCACCGAAGCACAACGAGUGAUUUUCUGACUUAUUUUCGCCUCUCAGGCUGCUCAAAGAUGAGUGCUCGCCCUGCUGGCUAAAAGAAAGCACCUGCAGAUUGAAGCCAGGUGUUUCAACAUAAAGAACUAAUGCUGCCGCAGCUUCUCCUGCCAGGGUCUGAGUGGGUGCAUAAUCAGUGUUGAUGGUAAAUGAAAUCCAGGAGGAAAAACAUCCUGAGUUUGGUCUUUACUGAAAGGGAAGCUGCGUCCUUCCACUAUCUUGACAUUUGUAUCAAAUGGAUUCGAGAUUCAAGCUUUUUUAUUGUCAAUUUCAGCCUCAUGUGAGUUCAUACACAGGAACUGAAAAAGACGUUUCUUUCCAAAAAAUUCAGAAAAUAAUUUUUAAAAAGUACAUUAGAGAAGAGGGAGUGGUUUAUGUGUCCGCAUCUACUCUCAUGUCUACUUUGUCUAUGCAUAUAUACAAUCCUAUACACUCUACUACUCAUAUUUAGGGAUCAGUUGAUGCCACUAAAACAUGCAUGGGAUAGUUUAUGUAAGACACUCUGACACUCUCUCAGGUCAGAUCAGCACCUCUGUCUGCUCUUUCGCUCUCUUUCUGGACUGAUAUGCAGCGAGACGCGUCACAGGGCGCAUUAAAAAUGAUACAAACCCUUUAGGGCUCAUAUAAAUAGUUUAAAAUCAAGUUAAUUUUAAUACAAAUGUUAAAAUGAUUCCUGUUCAAAUGAUUAAAUCUCCAGUUGCACUUUUUUUCCGUCUUUUAUAUAAGAUUUGAGUCAGAUUUAACGCUCUGGAGUGUCUUUCGCUGAUGUAAUUGAAGUGUUAAAGUUGUAAAAUGAACUCUCUCAUGAGAUUCGUGAGUGCAUUUUACAACUCAGCUGAGAAACAAGCCUUUAAAAAUAACAUUGAAUUUUACAAGAAGUCGUGUAUCAUGGAGGAAGCAGCAUUUUGUGGCCUGAAAAUCUAAAAUAUAGGAGUAUGUAUAAAUAUCUUGAAACACAUUUUCAUUUUAUGUCUUUAUUUUGGCACCAAAUUACGGAGAGUAGUACUGAUAUAGAAUUUUCAUCAGUAGCUGCGUGUACAUGGGCACAAAUAAUCGGAAAAAAUGUCCGAUCAGAAUAAAAAUGCGUCAUGUAAACGUGUCUAACGGAGGAUUCCGAUCCAAUUCAGCUCAGUGGAAAAGAAAUUGUAUUCUGAUCGAGAGGGGUGGUUUAUGCCGAUUGUUAUUCUGAAACGCGUCCAUGUUAACACUUAUUCCGAUCGUGACUCUCUUAAAAAAAAACAAAAAAAAACACAACCGCAGAUGCCUUGUCUGCUCCUCUGGUAACAUAACAAAGCGUAAUGAUGUCACAUCUGCACGCACAGCGCAACCUUUGACAGAAAAGUAAAAUAGUACAUAAGGGCGCCAUCUAGUGACAAUAUUUAACAGGGUAAAAACUCCUGAAUAUGAUGAGGUGAGCCACUACCGCGCUUGUUGGUGUGUUGACAAAAGGUGUCAAUACAACUCUUCUUCUGUGGUUGUUUUUAGAGAAAUCAGACAACUCUGCGCAUGUCCAAAUGCUUCUAAUCUGAAUAAAGCUCGGUGCAUGUGUACAUAAUCUGAUUUUUAAAAUUUUGCACCCAUACAAACAGUGGAUUCAGAUAUUCUGAUCCCUCAAUAUUUUAAUCAGAUCAAUAAAUUUUGCACAUGUAAACAUAGCUAGUCUAGGUGUUGACCAUUACUAAUGGUACCAGUUCUAGUUUUGAUAAUAUCCCAACAAUACACAUGUAUUUAUGUGUAGAAAGGCGGAAAUCUGCUGUGUAAAUAGUAACACCUGCCUGUGUUCUCAAAUAUAAAGUAAUCUGAUCUCACUUUAAUCCUCCCAUUUUCUCCCUCCAUUACAUUGUUUUAAAAAGCAGAAAUUAAGGCUGAAAUACUCCAAAAAAUACCUCCAAAACACUGACCAUUCUCUAAAAGGAGGCUUUCUCUGAUGCAGAGGACGUUUGCCACAGCUGAAGUUUGUCUCUCGUACUAUUUAUCUGACUCUAAAAAUAGAGAGAAGGCAGGAAAUUAGAGACCAACCCCUCUAAUGAGUGUGGUUACAUAAUAACGUGUUCAAACCGGACGUUUGGCUGGAGUUUAUAUGUCCAGAAGUGCCGAGACUUUUGAAUGAUUCACAUGUGAGGCGAGAAUUUCUAUCCUGCUUUAUUUCACACUCUGGUCCAUCUCAUGUCUGAUGCUGGUGAACCAAUUUGACCGCUGAGAGCUGAUCUGUGACUCAUCGAUCUGCGGACAGACGCUCCCAAAACCAGGAGAGUCUGAUGUCUGAAAUAUCAGAUGAAUGAAAUUGAAAUAUUCCUUAAACACAGUCUAGCCUGUGUCCUCUUUGUACAUUUACAUUUUGUAAUGAGAUCAUUUGUCAUUCUUCGCAUCCCUGUUGUCUCAUUUAUCACGUUGCAGCAGAAAAACUCAGCAGUGAUGUUGCUUUAAUGGAUGUUUCUCACCGGCAGCAGCAGUGAAAUAAAAAAUGCGCAGCAUCAUUUUCACUACAAAAAAAAAUCAGAUUUAUGCCCCCUGGCAGAUCCUGCUCUGUUUAACAGACCUGUCUGCUAACAGCAGCUUGUUUAGUUACCAGUCAGUGACAGAGAGAAACUAUGACAGGAGCAAUAAAAACAGAGACUGACCAGGAGGAGUUACCGAAGAAGCUGAAGCCAAGGGAAGUGUUUAAUUUAGCCAAAUCCUGUAAUAAACAUUAGUGAGUAAAAGUGUGAACUGUCAGCAGUGAUUCAACAACAGAAACUCUGGAGGUGUAAAAAUAAGAACACAGACUACAGAAACCAGACCAAACACUUACAUAACUCCAAAUGUAACUCUGAGGGGAUAUCCAUCAUUCAUAGAGAUAUUCAAUAUUUAUCAAAUAUUGUGGAAUAUCUUUUUUAAAGGUUAGAAAGAGGGUUUCUGCAAAGCUUGAGGCAAAUGUCUCAGAGUGGGUGUGAAAACUUUGGUUUGACAGUUCAAAGAGGACUGAAUUUCAAAGCAUGCAUUCUUCUUUGUCAGUGUUGAGGCCUGCGUUAACCGCAAUGCAACUCUAGUGUUUAAAGUUUCGCAUCAGGAUCUGGCGAAUUCAUAGACUGUAUAUAGAAUGGACAGCGUUAACCGCAAUGCAACUCUAGUGUUUAAAGUUUCGCAUCAGGAUCUGGCGAAUUCAUAGACUGUAUAUAGAAUGGACGCUGUCUGCCUCCUCGCUGGGUGAAGCCACUCCUAGAACAGCACACCCUGGUGACAGGGUGCAGUAUAUGUCAUAAAUCCCGCCUCAUUUAGCAAAGCUUAUGGAACUGUGGACAAACUGUAGAAAUUUAUCACACAGAACAUAAAUUUUUCCCCCCCUGCUUGCGAUGUUGACAUGUAGUUACUGUAAAAGUCCUUACACACCGGGAACGACGCAAAUUUGACGACGCAAAACUCAGAAAUAUUCAGAGGCGAAUUUUGACACGCCUGACUAUACACAUCAGGCACGAUACGAUUUUGCGGCUUUCCAAGGGGAAAAAAGAUGCGAAAAUAAAGCGAACGCCGAAGUCCCAAAACUGCAGUUCCUUAAAUGUCCACCAGAGGAUGUGUCUUAAAGUGAGUCAGCCCCCACUGAGAUGUCAAACUUAAAAGUGGAAAUAGACAUGUUUACAGCAUGAUGCACAAUCAUAAUAAAAAUUACAUUGAUAAUAAUAAUAAUAAGGAUAAUAAUAUUAAUGCAGAUAUUGUAAUGAAACUUAAAAAAUGAAACUUGGACUGACUCUCAGAUGGACAACACUGACAUUGAUUUCAUCGUAGUCCAGAUCGAGUGCAUCUACUCUUCAAUCCACAAUUCUGUCUUUGCAUGGAGGGAAAGCAAACACAUGUGCACAGAUUUUUAUUCAUUUUUAGUUUGUCAUCCUCCUUGUUACCACGGUAACAGCAGAGCAUUUUAAUGCAUUAAAACUCUGCCGGAGAGACGGGAGCAGAAAAUUUCAUCUAUUCAUUAAUUUUAUAACUCUCUGUCUUUAUCUGAGUCGUGUCUUUGUGAUUGUUUGUUUGAGUUUCAACAUCGAUUUAUUUUUGUGUAAAUGCUUUUUUAGGGAGGAGUGAUAGAGACAGAUGAAAACAGGGGGAAAUAUAGAGACUGUGCAUGUGUGAGGAGUUCAUCAGUUUGUUUAGCGAGGCGUAAAAUAGGACAGAAACCUGUCGGAGCGGUCCAAUAACUGAGAUGGUAAAUCAUUUUUUUUCCAGUCACCUGAAAUAUGAAAAUGAAGAAAAUUUGGACUCAAAGAAAACAGAAAACACGCAGUUCCUGUACUGAAACUCAUCUGUCUGGUUCAGUAAAUACAUCAAAUUCCUCCACUCAGCCGUGUGAAACUGUAGAAAACAGGAUGUCAUUUUUCCUUGACAUUGCAUUUGCAUUAAUAUUUAUGUGCUAAAGUGUCAGCCUGGAACAACAGAGAUAUUUACAUGAAUUUCUAUAUUUUUAUGGUGCUUUCUCAGUCGCUUCAUUAUCAGAGCUGCUGCAGGGCGUUUGGUGUCGAUGUAGGCGGUGUGGAUGGAGUUUACCGCUCAAAAAGUGUGAAACGCACCCUGUGGUAGAGCCUCACAUCGACAGACUCACACAGAGAAGUAAUACAUGUUUAAUAAAAAGAUACUUAAUGUGCAAUAAAACGUCCAAGGUGAGGACGACACAGCUGGAGGACAGGGACGAAGAGAGGGAAGAUAAAAAGUGUCAGUGAGACUUCUGCUCAGAAAAAUCAGACAGAGUGGUGACUCAUUCCUCAUAAAAUAUCUCUGUCCUUAGCUAUUUCUGUGUCCGUCCACACCUGUCUCUGUCCUUACCUGUCUAUGGACUUGUAUAUCUCUGUGUGAGGAGAGAGACGGAGGAAGAUCUGCCCUCACCUGUCUGUGUCCUCAGGUGUGACUGUCUUCUUCAUUGUCCAGAGAUUCUUACCUGUUUUUUUUCGUCCACACCUGCCUCGGUUUCUGUCCCCACCUGUCUCUCACUCUACUCAGAUGUCACUAAUACCCUACUUGUCCUUGUCCUCACCUGUCUUCUGUGAUCACCUGUCCAUGUCCUUCCACCUUCUUCUGUACUUACUCUCCAACGUUACUCUCUUUAUCGUUGCCUUCUCCUUACUCUCUCUCCUUACUCUCUCUGUCCUUGCCUUCUUCUCUCCUUACUCUCUCUGUCGUUGCCUUCUUCUGUCCUUACUCUCUCCAUCCUUACUCUCUCUGUCCUCACCCCCUUCUGUCCUUACGCUCUCUGUUCUCACCUUCUUCUGUCCUAACUCUCUGUCCUCGCCUUCUUCUGUCCUUACUCUCUCUGUCCUCACCUUCUCCUUUCCUUACUCUCUCUGUCCUUGCCUUCUUCUGUCCUUACUCCCUCUGUCCUUGCCUUCUUCAGUUUUUCUCUCUCUGUCCUUACUCUCUCUGUCCUCGGCUUCUUCUGUCCUUACUCUCUCUGUCCUCACCUUCUUCUUUCCUUACUCUCUCUGUCCUUGCCUUCUUCUGUCCUUACUCCCUCUGUCCUCACCUUCUUCUGUCCUAACUCUCUGUCCUCGCCUUCUUCUGUCCUUACUCUCUCUGUGCUCACCUUCUUCUGUCCUUACUCCCUCUGUCCUUGCCUUCUUCAGUUUUUCUCUCUCUGUCCUUACUCUCUCUGUCCUAUGCUUCUUCUGUCCUUACUCUCACUGUCCUUUGGCUUCUUCUGUCCUUACUCUCUCUGUCCUCAGUUUCUUCUGUCCUUACUUUCUUUGUCCUUACUCUCUCUGUCCUCGGCUUCUUCUGUCCUUACUCCCUCUGUCCUUGCCUUUUUCCGUCCUUACUCUCUCUAUCCUCGCCACCUUCCGUCCUUACUCCCUCUUUCCUUGGCUUCUUCUGUACUUACUCCCUCUGUUCUCAUCUUCUUCUGUCCUUACUCUCCACGCCUGUUUCUUUAUACCUUAACUGCAUUUAUUUUGGCCUUCUGUGUCUGUGUGUCUGCCAUCAUCACACCUCUCUCCUCUGUCUUGUCCUCACAUGUCUCCCCCUCUCACCUGUCCAUGUUUUCUGCGCCUGCUUUUUAGUCAUUUUCCUCCCCGGUUUCUGUGUCUGUCAUCAUGUCUGUCUCCUCUCUUCAGCUCUACAUGUCUCCCACCUGUCCCCGUCCGUGUUUUUCUGCAGCAGGUAUUUGGAUUUUUUCCCGUCUCUGGCAGCGCCGCGCUCGCUGCUGGCUCUGCUGUCCCCCUCUUUGUAAUUCAGAGUUUCUCCGCCCACGCAGGCCGGGGUACAAUUACUGCUGGAGCAUGAAAUAACAGCUUCCUGCAGGCAGGUUUCAAAGCCCAGACGUGUCAAAGCAGCGAUCAGCCUCCAGGGUCAGAGUCCAGGGCUGCUGGUUUAUUUCUGCUGGACAUAUUCACACCAGAGAGGCCGUUUGAUUGGUCCGAUUCAUGUUGAGGAUUUACUGCAGAGCUGAGUGUUUACUGUACUGCUUUGGUUUACAGAGGACUCACUUUCUUAGUGUUUGAGUUCUGCACUGUGCUGAAGCAGCCCUGGAGAAAUAUCUGUCUGAGUCCAUCAUAAUUUCUCACUUAUGGACAAAAACACACUAUUUGUGUCUCUAACAAUAUUUGAGGAGAUCUCUGCAGAGUCCAGAGAGAGCUCAAUCUGACGGACAGUUUCACUUAUCGAGACAAGUCUUGGCACUAAAAAGGCUAUGAAGCAGGAUUAGAAAACGCAGGAGACGUUAAAGACACGUUUGUGUAUGCUUGACUGAUGGGAGGAACAAUUUCAGAAACUGACCAGAAAUUAACCAACAAAGAGGGGGGUGUCACAGAAAGACUCGAUAGUGACAGGGGGCAAUUAAGCCUGAGUGUGACACAAGAAAAGAUGUGUAAAUAUGAGUAAUUUCAACAGAUAAUUAAGUUUGUACGAUCCUGAUAUCCAGCCUCAUGAAUGAGAAGUAUGGGCUCCUCUAAAGAAUAAGAAAUCAGCCGUUAUGCUCGAUUGUAGCUAAUGCUCCGAACUCCUGCAUAGUAAUUCAGACAUGUCAAACUGAAUGAAAUCACAUUUUUUUGAUGAGCUAUUUCAGUCCUUAUUUGGUCGUCUAGAUAAUGUUUUGAUCUCUAUUCAUACCUGGAGGAUAAAUGAGGUUUAGGUGUCUUUAUUUGGUCUCCUGUCUCCAGAGAUAAUCCCGAUGAUCCCUCACUGAGUAAAGAAAAGACUCUGUGAACUUUGAUUUGAUUCAUUUAUUACUUAUAAUUGUAUUUGAAUAAUUCAAUACUAUGGUAUUUGUGAAAUGUAAUCAUUAUUUUGUAAGGAGUUGGAUUUGAUAUAAUCCUGUUAUUAUGGCCAGUGUGCAUUAUGUGACCUGCAGUACCAAAUGUGGCCACUGUGCUGAAGUCGUCUUAUGCUGAUCUCGGUCUGAACAUGGUGUGUUUUGUAUGUUUCACUGACUGCUCUGAUUUUGUUUUUGUCUUUUUUUUUCAGGCAGAAGUAUAAAAGUACAUCACAGAGGUAAGAAACACACAAGUACACAAACACACUCAGUAAACACAUUUAUUUACUCAGGUCAAUUUAGAGAAGUGUAUGCUUUGUGAACUUCUCGUGGCAUCAGGCAAAAGUGGAGGCUUAUCUUCUUUAUUUUUUUAUUGAUAAUGUUUAAAACUGCUUUUUUUAAAAUGUGUGUAUAACCACCUGUUAUAUUUGUUUUUCCAUCCUGUUUUAUGGCCAUAACAACAACAACAAAACAUUAAAUCACACAAUCUUAAAGCUCCUGUGAGAGUUCUUUUAGUUUGUGUCCAUUUUGGCGCCCCCCUGUGGCCGAAAGGUUUCGCUCUAUUUUUUCUCUUUUUCUCUAUUCCAAAGCUUUUUUGGCACUUUUAGUUUAGUCAAAAAAUGAAAUCAUGUUUUUUUGAUAUGUCAGUAUUGUAGAGAGAAAUUUUGCUCCUCCAUCCCUCCCUAAAGAGUUUAGAGGUUUUAAAUAAAUGUGCAACAUUUAGAAAUAUAACGUGGAUGUUUUUGGAUGAUUAAUAGAUGGCAAACUGAGUUUAGACUACAGCUACAGAAGAGCAUAAAUGUUAUUUGUAAGAUUAUAUGAGCAAAUUUUUCAUAUAGCAGUCCCAGAACAAAGUUAUUGUAUAUAAUUGUAACUUUGCUGUAUACUGUUUACUUUUAUAUAUGCUAUCCUGUGACUGAGACUUUGUUUUUUGUAUUUCUACCUCCAAUAACUAAAUCUAUAGGAACGAAGCACUCUACUCUACUCUACUCUUUUCUAUUGUAUUCUAUUCUUAUCUAUUCUGUGUCCUCUGCAGCGUAUGAUAAAUCCGUUUUCCAGGAAAAUUAAAAAUGCUUCGGUGUCCUCAGUCUUGAACUUUGUGUUCCCUCCUUCCCUCCUUUUCUGACUCCAGCUGUAACCAUGGCAACUGAAACAUAUUCCAUCCAGUUUACGAGGAGGUGUUUUGAUUGCCAUGGUGACGGCACAAUGCUUAGCCGCAGUGGAGUCUUUAUGUGUUCUCCGUUGUAAACAUUCAAAACCAUCGAAACCCUCCCUUCCAUCAUGUGUCCUGUAAAAACACAGGGACAGCCUGCAGAACACACACAUACACACAUUUAUAAAUAUAUAUAUUCAUUAUUUGUCCAUCCACCCAUUCUACCAGGGCUGCAGGACAGGUACAGGGCGUUUUACGAGCAGUCUUCAGGGUACAGGUUGCUCUUUCACACCCACUCAGCAUCUCCCAGCAACAACAGAUUAGGCCCAUAAUUCACUUUUACGACGCUGGAACUUUUGACACUGUUAUGGGAAAUGUUCUAUAAAGGUGCAGCCAAACUCUGCAUUUUUAUAACCUUGAAAUCCACUGGGGAACCAUCUGGUAUUGGUAAUUGACAGGGAACAAUGGCCAGCUUUUAAGGCGCUGUGAUUUAUCGGGUAGUCGGCGGUCACUGCUGCAGUGUUUACAGUGAAACUAGCAGAAGAGAAGAGAAAUUCAGCCCUGCAGAUAUACCUGAAAAACAAACGAUUUUUAGUUCAAUGCGUCAUAUUUAUGUGUUUCUGGUGAGUCUCAGUUUCUCUGUAAAUAGAAAACAGAAACGGAUGACUUUCCUUAGUCAAACGUCAAGCUUUGUCAGGUCCGUACUUGAUGGUUGUGGUUUUAAACUGAGAUGAACUGCCUUCCUGACAGAGGCACAAUGAGUAUACAAGGAUAGAAAUUUACACUGAGGUCCAUCAGGCAGCACUUUCAGGAGACUCCCAUUGCUUUCUGUGGGCGUUGGAUGAUUGACAGGAGGUAGGGUGUCAUGUGACCAUCUGGAGGAAGCAGAUUUUCAUGUUCUGGUUGUGUGGUGAGAACAGGACGGCAGCUGUGUGGGGGCAAAGUAUGAAAAACAGUACUUCCUUCUGUCAGAUCGCAGGUGUGUGAAGUCUAAUGAGACGAUUUCUGAAGAGUAUCUUAGCUAUCGUUUAGAUAUGCUGAAGAAUUAUACUAGUACUAUUAAAGCUGCUGUCUUAGAAACCAAGAAAAAGUCUCUGAAUCUCUGCAACCAGGUAACAAGGUGUACAUCCGUGAAGUCGUGCUGAAUGCUCUGACGUCCACUUCAACAUCCUCUGUGAGAUUUUCUCGGACAAAGACUCUUGAAUUGGAUGAAAAAGUUGUUUCCUGUGUACCUGCAGCAGCUCAGACAGCGUUCCCAGAAUCUGACCACUCUUUAUUCAAGUGGGCGGUAAAAAUAGUUUUGGGUGGGCGAGUUCAAGGCCGUGAUUGUCUGAUUGAAAUCAGUGAACACUGAGCCGAGCAGAGGAGCGUGAUAAGAGGGGGAUAACAGCUGGUACAGAGUGUUUCCUGCAGACCCACUCAGGAGAGGCCAGGUCUCUGCAGGCUGAUGAAACUGAAAACAACAUGAAGUUGAAGAGAUUUCAUUUCGGCAGUGAAUGGACGUGCUGUUUUACUGCAAAUCAUGAACCAAAACUCAUUCUUGUUUCAUGCAUUUACAAGCAGAAACACUCAAAGGACAAAUUUCCCUCUUCUUCUCUGCAGGCGUGUGAGAUAGGAGUUCAUGAGCGACUUUUCAUAGGAGAGGCUCAAAUAUCUUUCAAAGUCAUUGAUUUUUUGUACAGCUCCUACCUCGUUCUUGUGGGCUCUUGUGUUUUCUCAUCUGGUCCUUUCUUCCUGAGCAAAUAUCAGUCUUUAAAUCUGAGCACAUAACGUUAUAACCACCACUGCCAGAUUUUUGUAUUUGCUCUUAAUCAUUCUUUUCGCUCUGCAGUACUUAUCCACUUCCCUGAGUUUUGUCGUUACCUCCAGGUCCGGCUCAGACUCUUUCAUCUUCCUUUCCCGUAAGCUUUCAGGCGGCACUGAGGUUUAAACAUUUCACUGAUUCGCCUGAGAAAUGAACAAAGUUAAACGGUCCGUUUUAUUUUGCUUGCACGUUGCUUUAUGUUGCAAAUGCAAUUACCCUGUUUGUCUCUCUCUCUCUCUCUCUAUCUAUCUAUCUUUGCCUCUUUCUUCUUUUUUGGAAAAGGACCAGGAUGUGUGACUUAAUCUCAAAAACUUUCAGAUCAGUGAUCAAUGAAAUGAUAUCUCUGAAAAGUGUAACACUAUAAUUUGCAAAUGCAGCAUUUUGUAUUUGCAGUUUUUGAAGUUUGAUUCUUUAAAUUGGUUUGAAUCCACUCUAAGCCCUCGCUCAACUCAAGAACAGUUGACUGAGGGCCAUUUCACAGAGUAUGCCAAAGUCAGAAUGAAGCUUAAUGACACAAUAAAUCUAUGAUUUAAACAGGGAUCCAUUAAUAACUGUGGCGUUUCUGUAUGAUGGAGGAUUAUUGUGGAGGAUUAUGGUGAUUAUUACUUCAAGGAAAUGAUAAAGAAAUGAUCAUAAAUGUUCUUCCUUGAGCUGCGUCACCCCGCUGUAGUCUGUAAUGGACUGGCCCAAGGUCUCGCUACACACAAACGGCUGCUGGAAGAGAGUCAGUGAGUUGUGUUUAGUCUCUUUGCUAAAGAAAUUAGGCAAAGUUAAAAAGAUGUUUGGUGGCUAGUACUAUGGCUGAGACCCUAUAUGUACUGUUGAUGAAGUUAGGUGCUGUUCUGAGCAUUAUUUGUGGCUAUAGAGUGGUAUUUUGGUUGAGGUUUGUUUAUGGCUUCUCAGACCGCUGUGUAUUGCCAUCGUGCGAUCGUUACUAAAGUUGGUAUAACUAGAGAAGCAAGCAGUCAGCAACAUUCAUCUGUCGAGGGGGAGUCUAACUCUGUGUUAUGGUGUGUUUGACCCUCACUUAAUUUUACGCCGGAAUAUCCCUUUAAGUUAAACAAAAAGGAAAGAGCCCAAAAUCCAACAAAAGACAGCGGAAGGAAAAAAAUCUCAAGGAGACACUGGCAUAAACACAGAGACAUCGGCAUACAACGCCAAAUGAACCAACAAAGAAACAGGGGAAGACAAGGACUAGAAACACGGGGAAUAAACUUCUACAAAAUAAAACAGGAAACACAAAAACUGAAGAAAGAAUAAAACACUGAGAACAUGAGGGAAACAGGGUCAGAUACAAUCUGGAAACUCACAAGACAAAACCACAGUGGAACAGAAACAAUAGGAGAAAUCACAAAGAAAUGAAACUCAAAUCAGAAAAUGAGGGGAAAACUAGAUUAACAGAACAUAUCAUGACACCUGCUGUGCUCACUGAUCUGUCCUCUUAUGUACACACCACUGACUGAUCACAUGACUUUGUUUGUGUGUGUUUUUAGGCUGAAGAUGGUCCUGGAGCAGAUGGACCGAGGCGUGGUGGACCUGCAGGAGCUCCGCAGGAACCUGGAGCUCGCCGCUGCCAUGUUGGACUCGGUGUACACGGAUGAGACCAGGUGAGACUCAGCAGGGCGGUGAUCUAUUCUCUGUUUGUCCACACUGACACUGACGAUUGUUUGUUUGUUUGUGUCUGCAGGCGUCUGUUAGACACCGAGGACGAGCUCAGUGACCUGCAGGCCGAGUCUGUGCCCACCGAGGUGCGUGAUUGGCUGGCGUGCACAUUCAGCAGGAAGAUGGGCGUGGCCAAACGCCGUCCCGAGGAGAAGCCGAGAUUCAGGAGCAUCGUCCACGCAGUGCAGGCUGGGAUAUUUGUUGAGAGGUAACGGUUCGCUUCAGAGAUAGACGGAUUUAUUGGAUUUCUUAAAUAACUGAUAUUGGCUGAUUUAAAAAAUGAACAAAUCAUUUCUGCAGACACUGUCAAGCAACGUCAACAUGAUAAAUGACAGGAGAUCAAAUCUGACAGUACGUGUGAAGUGUUAGAUUUAUAUUCUGUUAUCAUUUGUAGGAUAAUGCAGUUUAAUAUUGACCAUAUAUGGACCAAACUCAGUGUUUUGGUGAAAUAAGUAGGGAUAGGAAUCGAGAACCGGUUCCAAAUGGUUCAAUCCAUCGACAUCAUUUACAUUUUAUCUUAAUGAUUCCUUUCUUUUGGGUGCCUUGAAAAACAGUCUCGGAGUGCCAGUCUACGCAAACGGGAGCAGAGACAGAGAAAAAAACAUGUCGGAUGGCACGAAAAGUAGGCAGAAAUGAGCUAAAGCGUGGCUUAAUUUUACAAAGAAAGACGACAACAGUGCAACGUUUGUUGAGCAAUUAUAACAUCCAACAACAUGCUUAAACAUUUUCUAACAGGGCACGGCAUCAAAUGUAAGGAGUCAUGUAUUUGAUGCUCUCCAAAGGUCGUCAGCCGCUGCAGCUCCAUCUUAGCACGGCAUGGAAGGUACAUAUGAUAGAGUGACCAUACGUUCUCUUUUACCCGGGCAUGUCCUCUUUUGGGGGGCUUGUAGAAUCAGUGCAUCAGUGCUCUCUGCAGCUCUGCCCCUCCACUCACCUCUAAGCAAAGCCACCGACGCGACGCACGCAUGCAUGCACUGUCUUUGGGAAUUCAGAAUAUGCGUUUAACUUAGUUAGAAGUGCAUAAAAAACACUCGACCCGACCCCAAAAAACCCUCAAUAUUUCACACACAAGUCCGCCCCACGUAGUAGUGUCCUCUUGUUGGGGAUUCAGAAUAUGCACACGAUGUAUGCUAGAAAUGCUGUACAAAUAGCAUUAUUAAAAAAAUUAUUAUUUUUAGACUCUCACUGAAGGUGGCAAACAUUUUUUUUCUGUUAUCAGAGACUCAAUAAAAUGUUAAGUUAACGGUGAAAACCUAAAGUCUACUUUUUUUUUUAAAAUCAAAGACAGGCAUUGAUAAGGGAAUCAUUAAAGAAUUGAAUCGAUAAUGGCAUCGAUAUUGAUAAAAUCUUAUCAAUUCCCAUCCCUAGAAAUAAGAGAAGAGACCUGCGUCUGUGCAGCAGGCUGAGGAUGGUGAGGGAGAUUUGAGGAGAUUAGAAGUUUCAGACUUUCAGACUUUGAUCUGAAUAAAAUUAAAACGUUGUAAUCUUUUAUUUCUUUUAUGGGCACAUUUUCAAGAUUCAAUCUAAUCCAAUGACUUUAAUCAGAUGAGUGUCGGGCAGCUGGGUCCUGUUUUAAAGACUGAACCCUGCAGAGAGAGUCGAUCAGAGGAGCAGGUGAAUGUUCAUGAGAUAAAGAGCAGAAAGAAAACCUGCGACUGCUCUCAGAUCAGUCAGAUAUCAGAGUUAUUUCGGUCUCUGUCUCCAUCACCUUAAGAGAGAAGAGAAAAACAACUUCUCAGAGACCAACAUGAGGGAAAACAUCCGGCUGAAGUUCUGCUGCGAUGUGAUUAAAGUGGAGGACGGCCGAGUAACCACGUUAGCGUACAAGCAGAGAUGGAGACGCAGAUCAAGGAGGGAAACCAGGAGGUCCGCUGUCAUUAGAGAGUCAGUGAGAGCGCUAUCACUUCAUCUGCCGCCGCUUAAUGACGCAUGAAAUCAGAAAAUAUCUGCUGCACCGUGACGGCCCUGACCACGCCACUGCUCACUCUGGGUGUUUAGAGCCCCGUUACUAUGGCAACAAACACUCUACCCUGCUCACAAACUGAGGAGGAUGGAGUGUUUAUAUGCGCACAGCUGUCUGUAUCAGCAAGUGUGAGCUCUGAUAUUUAUAUCUGUGUGCGUGUUUGUAUGUGUUUGUGUGUGUGUGUGUGUGCGUGCACGGCUUCAGGAUGUACAGACGGACGUCCAACAUGGCCGGUCUGACCUACCCUCCCACAGCUCUGACAGCUCUAAAGGUAAAAAACUGUUUGACAACUAAAGAACCAUCUGCAGGAAGUGACUUCAUUUAUUUAUUUUCAUAAUAAAAGCACUCAGAGUUACUUAUUUAAAUACUUUUCAAACUUUUAAAAACUUUUGUGCAGGAGGUUUCUGCUCUAAAAAAGGAAAGGAGGAAAUGAAAGUGGGAAAGGAGGCUAAAGAUAGGAAGGAAAACAUGACUGAGAGAAAAGGAGGAAGUAGGAAAGGGAAGAUGGAAAGAGGGAUAGGAUUGAGGAUUAAAGGGAACAAAAGAGGAGGUGAGAAAGUUGAAGGAAAGAAGAAGGAAUUGAAGCAGAAAAGAGGGGGAGUAGACAUAUGUAAAAAAAGAAUAAGAAGGUUUUUGUGAUAAAGAAAGGAAGGAAAAGGUUCCACUCAGAUUAUGAAAAGGGUGGAAAAAUAAGGAGAAAUAUAAAGAAAGAAGAGAUAUGGAGAAGGAAAGAUAGGAAGAUGAGAAGCGGACAACUAAAAAGACAAGGCGGGUUAAAAAUUGAGGAAGCAAUGAGGGAGGAAAAGAGGAUGAGAACUGACAGAAGUGGAUGAUAGACAGAGAAAUAAAAAAGUAAAAAGAGGAUUGAAGAUGGAAAAAAGAACCAUGAGGGAAUUUAGAAGGUAGAAAAGGAGACAAGAAAAAGGAGGUAUAUGGGGUCAAGAACGUGGAGGGUGUAAAUUAUAGAGGUGGAGGAGAAAUAAAACAGAGGGCAAGUGAGGAGAGAAGGAAUAGAGAUGAGAAGAAGGGAGGUAAAUGGAAGGAUUCAAGAGGAGGGGGGAAGUAAGGAAAGGGAAGAAAAAAGGACACAAAAAUAGAGGCAAGAAAGGAGAGACUAAUAAAUGAUGGACAUCAAGACAGCAAAGAAGCUUAGAGAAAGGAGGGAAGAAAGGAAAGAAAGGUGUUUAAGAAGGAGAUAAGGAAAGAGAGUAGAGGGAAAGUGAACAAGCGAUGGAAGAAAGAAGGGAGGUAUAGAAAGGAAAGAAUGAAAACCUGGAGCGAAAGAUGAAGAUUGAGCGUGAGGAGAAAGAGGUGGAGAAAUCAAGUGCCUCUGGUUUUUGUUUGUGUGAUGAGAGAUGUUUCCUCCUCUGGACCUACACUACACUAACUCAUGAUUCGAUUAGAUAUAUAAUGAUAUAAUAAAUGUUAUUAUUCUGUCUGUUCUUCCUCAUUUGUGCUCCUCUGAGGAUGUAAAGCAUUUAGAAGAAGAAAAGAAAUAAACUUUAUAGAGAAAAACAACAUAAUCUAUAAUGUAAACAACACUGAAUUCAAUAAUGACCUCAUCAGUAAUCAUGAUCAGUGAUUUAAUUGGCUGUUCUGUUUCACCUCCUGCUGCUCUGAGUAAUCGUAGUCACCACACCGCCCUCUGCUGGCAGUAAUCCUACAUUACACUGAAAGUAGAUAAGAGAUUUAAGCUCUCUCCUAUAGAAACUGUUAUUGAUAAGACUGACUCCUAAUCUGAUUGGUUGUUCUGCAGGAAGUGGAUCAGUGGUCGUUCGAUGUUUUUGCCUUCCAUGAGGCGACUGGAGACCAUGCGCUGAAGUUCCUGGUCUACGACCUGCUGACCCGCUAUGACCUCAUCAACAGGUUCAGGGUACACAUGGCUUUUAUGGUUAACAUCUUUAAAGUGGGUGGAGCUUGAUGUCAGAGCCAAAGGCAAAGGUGUGCUCAGAUAAGAAAAUCAUUCAAAACAAGACAGGACUCUGUAGUGGAAAUCACCUCAUGGGCUCGUAGUCACUUUUCUGGACCUGUACCCGUUUAAAAAAGGAAAACUGUCCCGACUUUUUCAGGAAGGACCUUUUGUUGGUUUUCAACAUGUUACACAGCGUCCCGACUGAAUUAUUGUUGGGGUUGUCCUUCUAAAAUGAGUCCUACUUGUGGUUUAACCUGUCAUCUCUCUGGUUUCAGAUCCCGGUUCAGGCUCUGGUUCAGUUUGUUGAGGCUCUGGAGAACGGAUACAGCAAACACAAGAACCCGUACCACAACCUGAUCCAUGCGGCGGAUGUCACACAGACUGCGCAUUUCCUCAUGCUACACACAGGACUCAUGGUAACACACACACACACACAAAAAAAACAUUCACACUGUGGCAUCUCAGUUUCUGUACAUGAUCUCAGUUGAUGGUCACACUUUGGACUCAAUAAUAAACAGUCUGUUUGCCUGUAAAUUUGUGUCUGUGUGUUUUCAGCACUGGUUAAGUGAGCUGGAGAUCCUCGCCAUGGUUUUUGCAGCAGCAAUUCAUGACUUUGAGCACACAGGAACCACCAACAACUUUCACAUCCACACCAGGUGAGUGAGAAAGAUAGGAAUUAAUCUGUUAAAGAAAAAGCUGACUUUGGAAAUGAACAAAUUCAGGAGUAAAAGUAGAGACAGCAUUUGGAUCAAUACUGAAACAGACAGCUCCUUUGAGUCGGAUAAUAUGUUAGCACAAAAUAAGCUGUAUUUUUACUUUUGUUUUUUGUGUUGGAAAAACUAAAGGUCAGAUCAUUUCAUCUGCAGUAAGUUAUAUUUGGCAGUAAGACCCUGUUCUAAAAGCUUCCUGCCCUUAUAUAAUGCCAAAGGCUUAUGCAGGAGGGGACGACUCCCCUCUGUUUCAUGUGAAUAUAUGAAAAGCCAAAGCAGGGAAAACAGCAGGGAAAAACAACAGCGACAACAAAAAAAACAAACAGGGUAGAGCUCCUUGGCUCCACACAUGCAUAUAUCAAAAUGCAAAAGCCCAAGGACAGGAGAGGACGCCUCCCAUUAUGCACAAAAAUGGAUUGCCAUGGCAGGCAGAGCAGCAGCAAAGACGCCUAGAUCACGGAGAGCAGCGUCAGUGACAAUCACUACUCAGACACAGGAUAAAAAAAGAGGAGCUGCGAUGGAGGCCGGGUGUUAAAACUCUUUAAAGAGGCUUUAAUUAAGAGUUUUAACAUGUACUCCUGACGCCAGCAUGUGAUUGGCUGUCAUUUCUGUCCAUCAGGUCAGAGGUCGCCAUCUUGUACAACGACAGGUCGGUGCUUGAGAAUCAUCACGUGAGCGCCGCCUACAGGCUGAUGGCAGAGGAGGAUAUGAACAUCCUGAUCAACCUGAACAAAGACGACUGGAGGUGAUUGAUUACCCUGAUCAGAGAGCUCUUACUAUCAGAGAUAUUGAUUAUGUAUAUAUGUAUUCAUACAGUAUGAUGUGUGUUGUUUAUCUACAGGGAGCUGAGGGCUCUGGUGAUUGAGAUGGUGAUGUCCACAGACAUGUCGUGUCACUUUCAGCAGAUAAAGACGAUGAGGAACGCUCUGACGCAAACACACAGGUACCUGCUGCAAUAACAAUCUCAUACAGGUGUGUCUGAGUUUAACUUGAACACCAGAAUAACAGACAAUGAGAGAGUUAGUAACAGUCUGAAGUGGUUAAAUGAAUAUUCUCUCAGACAUCUUCCAUGUUUUUAAUGUAUUAAGAGAAAAAAAACAAAGAGGAGCUGGUGUGCAAAAUUUUUUCUGCCUCAUAUUUUGCCAAAAAAAGGUCUUGUAAAUGACGCUGUGGUGCAUUGUUUGUCUUUUACAUCCAAGAAAAUCCCGUUAAAAUUAAGAAAUGUAAUAUUAGACAGUUCAGGAGAAGUGUGUCCUGCCAGACUGUGUGUCCGUGCGAUGAAGACGAGCAGAUCUUCAGUGGGAGUUUGGUGAAACAGCAGACAUAUGUUCCUGCAGGCUGCAGAAACAGAGCGGGCUGAGAGGAUACGAUCCAGUCUGAUCAGAGUCCAGAUAUUUCCUCUGUCUGUCAGACCUGCUGGACAGAAGGGGGAGGAGGGGGGUUACGCUUGGAUAAAUGCUGUCAUCACUCUGCGCACAGGCUGGAUUUGGAUUCACUCGUGUUCCUGCAGCAGCAGCUGUGUUACUGCACGCUGUGACCAAAAUACAGAAUCACAGACUCUGCACAGCUCAGAUAACACACAGGGGGGAUAAAGAGGAGCUCUUUUUAUUCUUUCUCACGCACCAAUUACGAAUUCACAUUAUCAGUUUGGGUGGUAAAAUUUUUGGAGAGGUGUUAAUCUGUCACGCUAUCAACUUUAUUAGUGCUGCUCCUACUUAUUAAAGUUCUCUUAACACUUCCAUCUGAGUGCGGUUUGAUUCUGCAGUGUUAUUUUAUCAUCUAUUUACACGUUUCCUUUAAAAGCAGGGAGCUGGGGGAGUCUUGCCAUGGUUAUUGAUCGGUGUGUACAGCAGCCUAAAGUGUUUGUGUUUGAAAGUACAUACAUUCAUCAAAGUGACAACCCAUGACUGCCAGCUCCUGUGCAUCAUGGGAGAAGGAAACAACCUACUUACUUUAGCCUGGAACUGAAACACCGCCAGGAACACCUCUGACAUGACUUAUUGGUCUGUUUUGCGCACUAAUGCUCAGGGUGAAGGACAUGAUGAAGAAAAGCAGUGACGUGUGAUUCUCUGCAUACCUUUCUGAUCAUUUCCUGCUCUCUCUUUCUCUCUCUCUCGCUCUUCAGUAUAGACAAAGUGAAGGUUUUGUCUCUGAUGCUUCAUGCUGCAGACAUCAGUCAUCCAGCUAAAGCCUGGCCACUACACUACCGCUGGACCCACAGUCUGAUGGAGGAGUUCUUCAGACAGGUAACAGAGCACACAGGUUAGAGCAGGUCAGCUGCAUAAGUGGAUCUCAUCAUCUACAGGAUUGUUGAACAAUAUAUACAGGUUUAGAAGCACCAUCUGCUGCCAUCAAACCACAUUCUGCAGGGGUUACAAUAGCAUGGCUCUGUAGUAGAAGAGUCCUGCUGCCGAAAUGACCUGCAUGCAGUCCUGACUUGUCACCCAUUAAAAACCUGGGUUCCUCCUGGGUUUAAAAAUAUUUACUAAAUGUUGGUGAAAGAAGAGCUUAAGACAGAGAAUGAGAAACACAACCCCAAAUUAUCUUUAUUCAUCUCUAACAGGAAUGUAAAGGUGGUUUACUGUUAACUCUGACAUUCCUCCCAUUUCUGUGUUUGUUCUGCACAUAUUUAAAAAUUACUCUGUAACAUCCAGAGUGCGUCUGAGUCUCAUGUUGCUGUGGUGACUGUGUCUCUUUCAGGGAGAUAAAGAGGUGGAGCUCGGCCUUCCUUUCUCUCCUCUCUGUGAUCGUAAAGCCACCAUGAUCGCCCAAUCACAGAUUGGUAAGAAAAACCAUCUGCCAAUGAACUGUCAGGACCAGUACUAGGAGAAGAGUACCCAUAACUAGAAGUACUGAGGUGCUCAGGAUGCUCAGAUACCUUAACUGAACCCUGCUGUCAGCGUUUAUAACUGUGGUCGGACAGAGACACCUGCUGGUGCUUUGAAGAAUUACACUUAUUUGCUGAGUUUUAACAGACUGUUCAUUUAAGUAUUAAACAAACACUGCGGAUCAGUUUUUCUGUCUUUCCUGUAUUUUAUUCUCCUUAAUCCUCUCUCCAUCUUCAGGUUUUAUUGAUUUUAUUGUGGAGCCAACUUUCAGCGGUUUGAUCGACACCACAGACAAGGUGAUCGGUCCUCUGAUAGAAGAGGACAGGAAGGCCAGAGAGACUGGAAACAGGAGGUCCAGGUACAGACUUUUUUACAGAAAGUGUUGGUAGAAAAAAAAAGAUGCAAAAAAAUUAAGUGAAGUGUGAGUUUACAUCUAAAGUAAUCAGAUUUCGCUGAUUACUAAGCAGAUUAAAAGCAUGCUGAAAUUUUGACAAAAUGAUGCAGAUCUGUAAAUAGUCUGGUUGCAGGAUUUUUCCUGUCUCUCUGAAUGACAAGAGGUAAACAACUUUAUAUCAACUGUUUUUUGACUGGGGUUUGGUUUUACCAAAUCUAAUCUUUUUGAAACUCUGAGUUCACAGGAUCCAUUCAACCGUUUCUUGUUGUUACAUUCAUGAACAUUUUUUUAAUGCCAUGUCAUUAAAAAGGAAUUUCAUGUUUUUAGAUGAAAAGUCUUAGUGUUACAAGAAUAUUGUCAUAAUGUUGGGAUGCUUCAGUGAAAAUGUAAAAGCUAUGUUUGAAGAACAAAGUUGUAAUGUUAGAAAACAAUAGUCCUAUCAUCAAGACGCUUAAAUCCUAAUGUUGCAAGAAAAAAACAUGUCAAAAGCCUGAAGUACCACUCUGACUUUAUUCCUGAAAUCAGAUUUUUUAAUGUGACCCUUAUCUGUAGGACUAAAUGAAUUAUGUAAAUUUGCCAAGCAUGCAAAUUUCUGUCAUUCAGGGGUGACAAACUUGAAUUUGAAGUCUGAACUUAUCAAUCAGAUUUUUUUUUUUUUGCUUCAGUCUAACAGGAAGUGGUUCGGUUACAGUGGAGUCUGUGCAGAGACACAGCAGUGGUCGCCUCGGUAACAGUGAUGACGGACACAUGGACUUUUCCUUGACAGCCAUUGACCUGCCAGCUCUGAGGUGCCACCUAUCAGGCGUCAUCGCCAGCAACAAGGACAGAUGGAAGGAGCUGUCUGUGCACGGUACUGACAUGUGCUAAUGUUACCAUUAAGCGUGUAAUCAUGGUGUCGAGGUUUUUGUAUCUUAUUCUUUUUUAUCUUUUUCAAUGUAACUUUAAAAACUUUUCACGAUAAAAACAAAAAUAUCCAAUAAUCCUGUGUGUUUCUGUUGUGCACAGAGCUAGCCAAUAAGGAGCAAGAGGAACAAAAGGGUUCGGCUUCUAAUGUCAACUCGCCCAAUCACAGCGCCCCUGAUGAGAACACAACUGACCAAUCACAGAACUGCGACAGCUCCCUUCCUGAGGAAACACAGGAGGAGGAGUCAGCUGACCACGACCCUGAAGAUCACCUGACCUGGAACGGUACGUUAAAAUCACAUGAGAUUGAAAUGUUUCCUCACUGUAAGGCGUAUAUGAAGCUGUUGCUAUGGUUACCAUUGCAGGGGCGGGGUCAGUGGAGGAAAAAGAAGAAGAAGUUGAAGAAGAGCCUGAAAACGCCUGAGGAUGAACUUUAGCCAAUUUGCCACUCUGGUUGUGGCAGGUUACUAUGGCGACAGGUGGUGAUGACGAGGGUUCAGACUCUCCUGUUUGGGCAGCGGCUGACUCAGCGGUCCUCAGUGGACCCUCGAAGGGCCCUCAGACCUUCUGUUUACAAACAACAAUGAAAAAACAUUUACACAUUUAAAGAGACGUCGACCAUCAGAGAUCAGUCUCUGUUUACAGAGCUGAGUGUGUUUGUGAUUUUAUUCAAGACUCAGAGGAAUUAUGUCUGAAAUAAUAUAUAUAUAUAUAUAUAUAAAGUCCGACAGGUGAAAACCGAAGGACAGGAAGGCUGAAAUACUCCUCUAAUUUAAAAUAACUUAAUAUAUAUACGGAGGAAUCAGACAUGGAGCUUUUAUGAAACUGUCAUGGGGGUUUAAUUCUGCUGUUGAGAGUGUGCGGACACUUAAAUUAUGACUGCUGAGCCUCUGGCCACACCCCAAUAUGUGAUGUCAUUCACCGUGUUUACAUGGCAGCCAUUUUUCUCCGACUUCAGGGUCAUGUUAAAAGGCUGCAGCGCUGUUAUUGUGUUAAGUGACCGUGUUCUCAGUUUCUAAAUCAUACCAUAUACAGCAAGUCUGAUGUAUUACUAUCAUGUACAAUUCGGUACUUUAUCACAAUGUGUGUACAUCUUAGUGUACAGAAUGUAACAGUGUACCCCUGGAUGCCCUUUUAGGAUAGAAAGCCUGAAAAAUGUUUCCUCUAGAUGCCCCAUGGUGUGGAAAUCAUGAAAAAUGCCCUUUGAAUGUCCUUUUAAUAUACUCAAAAACAGCGCCCCACACACUGAAGCUAUCUCCCUCAUUGCAGUGGUCACUGGCCGGAGUCUUACCUGCUCCCUCCUCCCCACAUUUCCUGUCUCCCUUUAGCUGUCCAAUCCAAUAAAGGCAAAAAUCCCCAAAAGUAUUAUUAAAAAAAAAAAACAGACCCACAUGAUGCCAUCCCACUAUAGAUAGUAAAAACAUGUCCUUUAGAGAUAGAAAACACACAAACAUGUCCUCUGGACCCCCUUCCAGAAUACAGACCAUAGUCAUAGUGCCCUGAAGGUGCCUUCCUGGUAUAAAGACUGAAAAGGAGUACCCUCUGGAUGCCCCACAGUAAAGAUAUAAAGAAAGUGCCCUUUGGAUUCCCUUUUGUGGAAAAGUGCCUUCUGAAUGCCCUGCUGGUACAGAAACCUCAAAAAAGUGCCCACAGGAUGGCGUCUCAGAAUAGUUUGUCCUCUGGAUGCCCUUUCACUAUAUAAGGUUUCCUUUAUACAUAGAGAUACAUAGAGAUUGUAAGAGAGUGUUCUUUCAAACCUUUCUGAAGAAAAUUGCUCUCUGGAAACUUAAGUACCCUUUAGUUUACUUUUCCAGCAAAGGAAUCCCUCUGGUGCCCUUCCAGUUUAUUAAAUCGAAAGGUGCCCUCAGGAUUCCCCUUCAGGAAAAAAUACCCCCUGGAUGCCCUUUGAGAGAGCUCCACAGAGACCAUCCCAGUGUAUGAAUAUUAAAAGAGUACCCUCCAGAUGCCCUACCAGCCCCUCUAACCCCUGAGAGUUUACAACCUGCUGUCAUGCCAUCAAGUGAUAAAAGUGAAGAGGUCGCAAAGUGUUUUUUAUAAUGAUGUAACGGGAAGUCUUCAUGAAUGGCAGCCUUCUGUUUACUGGCUACAGGAAGUGCCCUUUUUACUUCUUCUCACCCUGAACCCCCAAAUUUGAUUCCUGACUCAUGAUCCCCACCUCCUUCUUUACUGUGACUCUGGAGGAUGUUUUAGUUCCAUUUCGCCUGGUCCGCUUACUGUGCGCUAACCUACUACAUUAAUACAGAAGUGCAGGGUUAAGUCAAAGUUUACAUGCACUCACUGUGACAUCACUAAUGUGGGCGUGGCCAGACGUCAAACAGUUUGAGUCCACAGAGAGCAGAGUGGCAGAAAUCAAUCAGAGUGGAUAUCUUAUCAAUCAGAAACACACCUGAGUUUACACCUGACCGCUUUAUGGGAAGUUUUUACUACAACACUGGUUGUCAUGUUGUACUUUUGGCUGAUGUAACCAUGAUUUAGCGUAACGUUAUACACUCCACCAUCUUUGUAGAAACUCUCUGAAAACAGUCGAUCAUCCAUCUGAGAAGAAAAAAAACAGCAUUUCAAUUUUUAAAAGGGAGAGAGAGCAGCUCAGAGAUCAGAGCUCCUCUUUCCGUACGUCUGACUGUUGACGAGAACUGUGCAUUAUCACCAUGGCAACAAGGACAACAGAAACACCUGUUUCUAUAGCAACAGCCACCGAGCUGGAGGGUGGAGCCAACUCUUUGGGUCUUCUGAGCACUGUGUUUGUUGAUGCAGCGUGUGCUAUCGUCAUUGUUUGCAUUUUGGCUCUGUGUGUGUGUAUGUAUGUGUCUGAUAGAGAGAGAGCGAGAGAGAGAGAGAAUGUGUGUGUGUGUGCUCUGUAUAUUGUACAGCUGUUUUCUGUAUUAUUGUAUUAAACACUGAGAACUAUGAUUGUC
Molecule: messenger RNA, 28424 nt
Organism: Xyrichtys novacula (pearly razorfish)
Lineage: Eukaryota; Metazoa; Chordata; Actinopteri; Labriformes; Labridae
Source: the annotation of a GenBank genome assembly